Molecule: messenger RNA, 1535 nt
Organism: Boleophthalmus pectinirostris (great blue-spotted mudskipper)
Lineage: Eukaryota; Metazoa; Chordata; Actinopteri; Gobiiformes; Gobiidae
Gene: yipf3
Product: Yip1 domain family, member 3
Exons: 9
Coding region: 96-1079 (327 amino acids)
Cellular component (GO): Golgi apparatus
Source: RefSeq, a predicted model, not a curated record
CCUCCGUGACCUGACGUAACGUGACGUAACGUGACGUGACGUGGAGCCCAAAACAAACCGAAGAGACGAGACCAGCGCCGCACGGACCCGCAGACAUGUCCUCCGGGCCCGGCAAGGGGAGCUCCGAGCCCUGGGGCAGCUUCGAGGAGAGCGUCAUGCAGGGCGGGGGCUCGGCCGUCAUCGACAUGGAGAACAUGGACGACACUUCGGGCUCCAGUUUCGAGGACAUGGGCGAGAUCCACCAGAGGCUGAAGGACGAGGAGGAGAACCCAGAACCAGACCCAGAACCGGACCAGGACCAGGACUUCCUGAAGGGCUUCAAAGGUCAGCUGGGCCGGCAGGUCGCAGACGAGGUGUGGGAGGCGGGGAAGCGUCAGGCGUCGAAGGCAUUUAAUCUUUACGCCAACAUCGACAUCCUGAGGCCGUACUUCGACGUGGAACCGGGACAAGUCCGGACCAGGUUGCUGGAGUCCCUGAUCCCUGUGCGGAUGGUCAGCUUCCCCCAGAAAAUCGCGGGCGAGCUGUACGGGCCUCUGAUGCUCGUCUUCACUUUAGUCGCCAUUUUACUGCAGGGAAUGAAAACGUCCAACACACAGAUCAUCGGGGGCACACUGAUGGGCACGGCCAUCGGCACAUGUUUCGGUUACUGGUUGUGUGUGUCUGGGCUCGUGUAUUUUUUGGCGUAUCUGGUGAACGCUCAGAUCACGAUGCUGCAGACGCUCGCGCUGCUCGGUUACGGUUUGUUCGGUCACUGCAUCGUGCUCUUCGUCACCUACAACAUUCACUUCCACUUCCUCUUCUUCUUCCUCUGGAUCCUCAUCGGAGGAAUGUCCACCCUGCGCAUGGUGCUGGUUCUGGUCUCUCGGACCGUGGGUCAGACUCCUCGGUUGGUUCUGUGUGGUUCUGUGGCGGCGCUUCACCUUCUGUUCCUGCUCUACCUGCACUUCUCCUACCACAGCAUCGUACAGGGUUUGAUGGAGACUCUGGAAAAUGGGAAUCACUUUGAGCCGAUGCAGCGAGUCGCUCGAGACGUGUCCCAGAUCACACUCAACGCCACCGCGAUGGCCCUGUCACACUGAGCGCCUGACCGCACCUGUCCCCCUGACUGCACCUGUCCACCUGACCGCACCUGACCGCACCUGACCGCACCUGUCCCCCUGACUACACCUGUCCCCUGUCUUUAAAGGUUGGUUUAGUCCAGAGCUCACCCUGACACAGACCUGAUCCAUAUGAGCUGAUCAGAGCCCAGCUGCGUUCUGAUCGGCUGUCGGGUGUGUGGAGCAUUCUGAUUGGCUGUUGGGUGUUUAGAGUGUUUUGAUUGGCUGUCGGGUGUGUGGAACGCUCUGAUUGGCUGUCGGAGGCAGGGCUGUGUGCUGAUUGGACACUGAAGCAGCCUUUAAAAGAGACUUUACAAAAAGAAAAAAAAAAGUGACUUCUGUUCUGGACUUUUGGGGUAAAUUGUGUUUUUCUUUAGUUUCUGUAAAAUGUCGUUUGUUUUUGGUGAUUUUUAUCAAAUAAAGUGAACUUCAUUGUGA